UACGAUAGUCCUCCGUGAAUAGACUUAUGCCUAAUUCUUUAAAAUGUUAGACUAUAAAUUCUAGUUUUCGACGUGAACACAACCUAUGUAAACUUCCUAGUUCUCUUAACUCCUCUUCUAUCGAUAGUUGUGUAUUAGAGGAUGUUACAAGUGUGAUUUAUCUCAGUGUGUGUUUUUAUUCAAAAUUUUCUUGGUCCUUCCAUAUCUUACUAAUUUCCAAAAGAAUUUUCCGCCUGACCUUCUAUAUUAUGAAACGGAGAGUGUCUGGUGAUACUCAGCCACUCCUUUUGUGUUUUAUAGACUCCUGCAUCUUCCCUCUAUUUCUCUAUCGUUCUCCUCCAUUCUUUCCAGGGUUACUGAAAGAGGACUAUGCUAUAUUGACCAGAACUUUGAGGAUCGUCAACAGAACUAGUGGUGUACUUCUAAAACUUCUGGUUAAAACAGUUGUGAACAAACACAUUAACUCAUGUGAACAUCUGGCAGGAGUUAUUUUAUCAGAUGCCCAGCAUUCUCUUCACUUGAAGCUCUCUGCGUGUCGGUUAUCUGGGAAGAAAAAGAGCAAGUACAUAAGACUUUAUGCACAUACUACAAAAUAUAAUAACUCUACAAUACCGUAUUUAGCUCGUCUGUUAUGCAGUGAAGAAAGCACUAGGCACGAACUAAAUAAUCAACUUCCGUUUGUGAAAGUAAACUAAUUGAUAACAAGCAUGUUACUAUUUAUGUAUCAUGAAUUUAAUUCCUAAUGUAAUUAUCUACAUAAAUUAACUGUGCAUUUUGAAGAAACUUGCAGAUAGAGUGAAUAUUCUUAUCUUUUUUUAUGCUAAUGUAAUUUACACUUAUUUCAUUCUGCUAUGUAUUCAUGUAAGCUAUCUCUGUCCUAUUGGUG
Heterobilharzia americana is the source of this 886-nucleotide messenger RNA. Lineage: Eukaryota; Metazoa; Platyhelminthes; Trematoda; Strigeidida; Schistosomatidae. The record is from the annotation of a GenBank genome assembly.